CGCGAGAGCCGCGCGGUCCGGCGCGCGCGGGCCGCGCCAUGUCGGAUGCCGUUGGGCGCAGCCGGGGCCCCGCCCCGCCCGGCGGCCCCCAGCGCCCCGCACUGAGCCCGGAAGCGCUUCCCGGCCGCGCUCUGCCCGGGACCCCGCGCCCCGCGCCCGCCUCCGCCUCCCGCGCCCGCCGCGGCACAGCGCCUCUCCCUCUCCCCUUCCUCGGGAGGAGCGGGGGGGGCCCCCGCAGCGGCGCCCGGGGCAGAACCGGGGGGCGGGAAUGCAGCCGCCGGAGCCGCAGCCGGAGCCGAGCCCCCAGCGCAGCACGAAAAUGCCAGAAGCCUCAGAAGACCACAAUCAUUGGAAGGCCUGUUGACUUCUGUUCUCUGGUAAUCUGGAACAUCAUCCAUCUGGCAUGGCGCAGGGCAGCCAGCAGCUCGACGUGCAGGUACUCCAUGACCUCCGGCAGCGUUUCCCUGAGAUACCUGAAGGGGUGGUGUCUCAGUGCAUGCUUCAGAACAACAACAACCUCGAUGCCUGUUGCCGAGCCCUCGCACAGGAGAGCAGCAAGUAUUUGUAUAUGGAAUACCACAGCCCCGAUGACAGCAGAAUGAAUAGAAAUAGCCUUUUGCACAUUAAUCUGGGUAUUCAUCCUCAUAGCAGCUAUCACGCGGGGGAUGGAGCUCAACUUAAUGGUGGUCGUACACUGGUACACAGCUCAAGCGAUGGACACAUUGACCCGCAGCGCACGGCAGGUAAACAGCUGAUUUGCUUAGUUCAAGAACCACAUUCUGCUCCCGCCGUUGUGGCAGCUUCUCCUAGUUACAAUCCAUUUUUUGUGAAUGACCAGAAUAGAAAUGCAGCUACUCCUCCUCCACAGCCACCUUCACAGCCAUCUUCCAUACAACCAGGAAUGAACACGUCUGCUAUGCAAGGCCCUCCCACGUAUAUGCACAUACCUCGGUACAGUACAAAUCCCAUUACUGUUACAGUAUCACAGAACCUCCCCUCUGGACAGAGUGUACCCAGAGCUCUACAAAUUCUUCCACAGAUUCCAAGCAAUCUUUAUGGGACUCCUGGCUCUAUUUAUAUUAGACAAACAUCUCAAAGUUCUUCAGGACGACAGACUCCUCAGAAUACACAGUGGCAUUCAUCGCCACAGGGCCCAGUUCCACAUUAUACUCCUCGUCCUCUACCUGUAUAUCCACAUCAACAGAACUACCAACCUUCUCAGUAUUCUCCAAAACAACCCCAGAUCCCUCAGUCGGCUUUUCGAUCACCACCGGCAUCCCAGUGUCCCUCUCCCUUCGGCUCUCCUCAACACCAAGUUCAGCCUCCUCAGUUGAGUCACCAGAGUUCACACGUUUUCAUGCCUCCUAGUCCUUCCACUGUCCCGCCCCAUCCAUAUCAGCAAGCAUCCCAGACUUUUCAAAAGCAAGGUGGUCACUCUGUAUCGUACCUUCCUCCUUUUGCUGGGCCUAGUUUAUCCAAAGGUUCCAUGAAUAAAAUAGAAAUUACAGUUGAGCCACCACAAAGACCUGGGACUGCAAUGAACAGAAGCCCUUCACCUAUAAGUAAUCAACCAUCUCAACGAAACCAGCACCCGCUGUAUGCAGCCACUACUCCUCCUUCAAGCUCUCCAUCCAGAGGUAUGUCGGGACAACCCAAACCUCCAUUUAGUGUUAAUCCAGUAUAUAUUACCUACACUCAACCAGCUGGACCUGCAGGUGCACCAACGCAGUCUCCUCGGGUAAUGGUGUCUCAGCCAAACCCAACCAUUUUUAAAAUCACAGUAGGUCGAGCACCGACUGAGAAUCUUUUAAAUUUAGUGGACCAAGAAGAGCGUUCUGCAGCACCAGAACCUAUUCAGCCUAUUUCUGUAAUCCCAGGAUCUGGAGGAGAAAAAGGAAGCCAUAAGUAUCAGAGAAGUUCUAGUUCUGGAUCAGACGACUAUGCUUACACUCAAGCCUUGCUGUUACAUCAACGAGCAAGGAUGGAGAGAUUAGCAAAGGAACUGAAGCUUGAGAAAGAAGAGCUUGAACGCCUGAAGACUGAAGUCAAUGGCAUGGAGCAUGAUCUGAUGCAGAGGCGGCUUCGGAGAGUCAGCUGUACAACUGCAACUCCCACACCUGAGGAAAUGACCAGAUUGAGAAGCCUCAACAGACAACUCCAGAUAAAUGUUGACUGUACACUGAAAGAAGUUGAUCUCCUUCAAUCUAGAGGAAACUUUGAUCCGAAAGCCACAUGUAACUUCUAUGAUAACAUAGAGCCUGGUCCAGUUGUGCCACCAAAGCCAUAUAAAAAAGAGCAUCAAAACAGCUCCAAACAGACUCCACGGACUCAGCCAAGAGAUGAAGACUUUGAAGGGGCCCCCUGGAAUUGUGGUAGCUGCACCUUUCUAAAUCACCCAGCACUAAAUCGCUGUGAACAGUGUGAAAUGCCACGAUACACCUGAAAUUCAGGAAAGGGCUGCACUGGGUUGAACACAGGCUCUCAAGCCAACAGCUGUAAGAGAAGGAAACAUGGGGAACCUUUCAGUCCACCUGCCUGGCCUUUGCCAGUCAACAAUCUUCAUACUGCAAGGGGUGGGAGUAAUGUGUUAGGAUGUUUCUGCUUCUGCUGCACUAGAAAAGAAAUGAAUUAAGGGUUAAAUUCCUUCCCAUUGUAGUGAGCAAAGCAGAAAAUGAAACCCGAAAAUGUAAAAGGAUUAAUUUUGAGAAGAAUGUAUGCAGGAAAGCAAAUAACUACUGGUGUUUAUUCCUGUGGUUAUAGUUACUGCUUAGUGGCUCUAAAAACAACCAACCCAAAACUACUGUUUUUUAAAGAAAAUUAUAGGACUCUUAGUAAUGGUGUGAAGUGUUACACUUAACCAGAAAAACUGAAGAGCCAGAGCUGACUUAACCUGGCCACAGCUAGCUGGAAAACAAAGGCUCCCUGUGCUUCUAGAUUGUAAGCUACUGAAAAAGAAGACAGGUAAAUGCAAUGAUAAAUUUUGCAAUGUAUAAAAAAACAAGGAGAAGGGUAUUUGUAAUUGCUGCUUUUUUUCAGGGUAACUUAUGUCUACAAAAAAUUGCUGUUUGAAAUAGUGACCUGAGGUGUCUAAAUGAGGAACCGUGUGAGUGUUAAAGAGAGUGUAAUCAGAGGUGAUUUUUUACAAUCCCGUUUGCUUGUACAGUGCCCACCUGGCUGUGUCAACACUGGUAAUAAACCGAGAAUGAAUUCUGCCGCGUUGCGGAUGAAAAUCCUGCUGCAUGCUUUCAUUGGGCCGUCGUGUUUCCAAGCUCAAAGGAUGCUUCUCUGUCCAACCUUCUGAGCCCGUGCUGUGCGUCAGCACACUGAGAUAUGCCAUACACAGGCUACUCCAAAUUCCAUUGGGAAGACUUGGGCUCAGCCAUAGUUGUGUUUGAGAAGAGUUUAUACCCAGUUCCUUAGGCCUUUUCAGCUUCCAAUUUGUGAAGAAUUCAUGGUGUUUACAGCACAGAAGGUACUUUGUGCCCCAGAUCAAAGUUAGCUGAAAAAAUGAUUAAUCAGCUCUUCAGUAAAGGUUUAUUUGCACAUUAUUAAUAAACCAGCCUGUACAAAAUAGCAGAUGCCAGAUCCUGAAGAAUUACACACCGCAUUCUUUCUCUUUUGGUCAGGAAAUAUUUGUCAUAGGUUAAAGAACACAAGACUUGCAGUUGAAAAUCCUACUGGUACUUAUCUGCCUACGAAACACUGUAUUCUGAAGGUGAUGUUCAAUCUGUCUGAAUGCUUCAGGCUGCUGGAAUAAAGCACUCGAUACUUUGAGAUCGAACUUGGGUUUGGGCAGCUGAAUGAUUCUGUGACACAGCUGUGUGACUGAGUAGGGUGUUCUGUGUACUGGUCAGAGGCUGGUACAGUGCAUUUGAGUUUUUAUGGUAUAACUUCAUCACAAUUCAGAGAUCAGCCAAGCACUUCAGCUGAAUUAUGGUAAUUGACUUGAUAAAGCAAAAUUUGCUAUUAACUUUACCAUGAGAGUUCAAAACGACUUAAUUUUAAGCUGUUCUUAGCUCAUGGCAGCCACAUCUAUAUUGUCAAUUACCACAGUUCACUCGAUGUGUGAUAACAUGCUAAGCUGUGGUAGAACAAUCAUAUGUCUGAAUCCUUAUUUAAAAUAAAGCAGCAUUUGCAAGGGGUGGGUGGAGAAAAGCUCAUCCUGCCUGCAUUGCUCAAUCUGGUGUCUUCUUUCCCCACAGUUUAUAAAGACAACAGUAAGAACCAAACUGUUGAUCUUAGAUGAGGAACCAAUAUUUUAUCUGGCAUUUUUCAAUAUGUUCUUGCACUAAAUCUUCAGGAUAAUUUAAAAUAAGCUAAGAGAUCUCCAGCAAUCACUGUGCACCACCAAUGAGCAAAACUAAGUCAAAGGCAUCAGAGAUAGUUUUCCUUCCUUCCUAGUGAUUUACACUGUUGUGAGGGGAGCUCAUCACAUGUGGAAGGGGGUAAGAAAGUUACUGUCAGCUGAAAUUAAAAGCCAAGUAUUAAUUUUGUGCAUGUCAGUGGACAGUUUGACAAAACUGAGAACUAGAAAAACAGAGGAGCAGAAGCAUUGCUGUUAUCAGCUGUAUCACGAAUGACUCCAAACAAUACCAGUAACUUCAUGGCUUUUCUGUCCUGAUGCCUUUGCCAUUGUAUUAUUUCAAUUUUCUGUUCCUUUGUACUUCUGGUGAAGUUCUAGAAGCAUUUGUUUUUGCUGGAAUUACAAAAAAAGAUAGCAACUGAAGUGACAGUCAGCAAAUGAGAGUAGGGGUGUCAUGCAAAAACACAAUUGUGCCAUUUUCAGACAGAAUAGAUGCUACUUUCAAAGGAGGAGGUGCAGAUAUGCAUUCAGUCCAAAAAUGCCCUGAACUGCAAUAACCUUACAUGGAGACUUGCAAUCACCAGAGGAAGAGAAGGAGGGCUGCCACCACAGCAAGAGACUCAUUGGAAGAGUGAGCACCAUUAAAUUGAAAAAUAAGUCCCUUGUACCAAUGACUUUACUGGGUUUUUCAAUUACUCUCAUUUGUUGCUUGUACAAACAAACAAAGGAAACCACCACACCCUUCUGUUGUAUUCUUUUACUUGUGAAUGCCCAUACUCAAACUUCAAUAGUAAAGACUUGACAUGGUGCUUGAAUAUUUCUAGUUUGUUAGAAUGUAAUUGUAUUUUGAAUAUUGGAAGAUCCAUUUUCCUUCUGAAAGCAGGUGAUGCCGUUCAAACCCCAACUGAAUUGUAGAUUAUACCAAAAAGAUUGGUUUAUGGAAUAUUUAUUGAAUGCACAUAAAACCCUAAUGUCAGCUGGCAACAAAAUGCACUGUAUUGUAUAAAACUUGUGUGUGUGAGUGAGAGAGAGAAUGUUGGGAUGCUGAUGCUGUUGAUUUAAUGCACUACUUGUAUUUUCUUUUCUCCUUAAUGACUGAGCUUUCCCUCAGCCAUGCUACUAGAUUGGUAGAGUUUGUAACUGACUUGGACAUUCAGUUAUUCAAAAUGAUCUCACUGUUCAUUGAAAUUUUAUAAAGCUUAUUUUAUAUUUACUGUGCUAUUAAGAUGAAUUCCCUUUAAUUAUAGGAUACUACUGUAGUUCUUUAAAAGUUUAUUUAGAGUGGGGCUUGUGGAAAAUUAUUCCGAACAUAGUAAACCAAAAGAAAUCCUGAACUUUGGAUCUACUUUUAAUUUGAUGUAAUUAUUAGUCUUGUUUGGGUGAAGAGGAAGGGGGUGGGAAAGGAAAAGGAAAGGAAGUACUUUGUAAAAUGUAGUCUUAGAUCAGAUUGAAUUGUGUAUCUGUGUGUCUGUGGUAUGUGUGUGUUUCCCUUGAAAAAUGGGAGGUGUGGUGAAAAGGUGUAAUAAUUCUUAAAAGAGCUGGUCUCAGUACUUUCUGAUUAUGAUAUGCUACUGAAUCACGUUUGGUUUUAUUUUUAAACCCAGCUUUUCUCUCAGUUACUUUAUCUCUCCCAGCUAUACAUCUCUCACUUCGAUUUCUAAAUACUUCUGCAUUUAAUAUUGAUUGUAAAAUCCCUUGAAACUGAAAUAGAAAUACUUGAGUUGAAAUGGGGACAAAAUAAAAACAAUAAAGAAUGUUUUUAAAAAGAAUGUGAGAAUAUUAAAUAUGUUAAAAACAAGCUUGUCAUCAGGAUGAUAGUUCUUUUAAAAUCCCGUGAUAUGCCCUAGAAUGUGAACAUGACUAUCCUGAUGAGAAGUGGAUGGUUGGACAUAAUGAAUUCAACAGCCAGUUUGGUACCAGAGAAUUGGUGUGCUCUGUACUGCAGUGACUCCAAAUCCCACGAGGAAGGAAGACAUGCACAGGUAUCACAUCUCACAGUCAGUACUGUCUCUGUGUGCAGCUGCAUUUGUUUCUGUUUCAAAAAGUCAAUCUUACAUGAACCCAGACAUGACUGAGUUUUGCCACAUUUCUUCAGUUGGGGCUUUCAUUGCUGUAUAUGUCCAUAAAUGCAGAUAUUUUUCUUGGAAUAAUCAGAAAUCAAUGGAGUUAAUGCAAUAUUAUAAUCCUGGAUUUCCAGUAUCUUUGAAACCAAUUUUAAAAAAACUGUGUUCUUGAAACUUAUUUAUUUAUGGUGGCACCAGUGUAUCUAAUCCAUACUUCCUGCUGUGUGAAACCCUGUUAAAUUUUUUCAUUAAAAAAGAAGACACGAUCUUGUUUAAUCCUGUAUAUAUGGUGUCUACAUUCUAGAUUUGUGUAUGCUGUGAAUGAACUUAUUACUAAGAGAUGAAAUUGUAUAAAAGCAUUCAGAGGCUAUGCAUGCAUGGUACCUCCAGAAAGUGCAUACUCCAAGUUGCAGAUUCCUGCAAAAAUAAAUUAAUAAAACUAAGCAAACAUCA
Motacilla alba alba is the source of this 6819-nucleotide messenger RNA. It is a transcript of the gene TAB3, whose product is annotated as TGF-beta activated kinase 1 (MAP3K7) binding protein 3. Gene Ontology annotation, molecular function: ubiquitin binding. Gene Ontology annotation, cellular component: extracellular exosome. Bases 404 to 2443 code for a protein of 679 amino acids. The transcript is spliced from 7 exons. The record is from RefSeq and is a predicted model, not a curated record. NCBI's taxonomy places the organism in Eukaryota, Metazoa, Chordata, Aves, Passeriformes, Motacillidae.